Molecule: messenger RNA, 1343 nt
Organism: Lolium perenne
Lineage: Eukaryota; Viridiplantae; Streptophyta; Magnoliopsida; Poales; Poaceae
Molecular function (GO): carbohydrate binding
Source: RefSeq, a predicted model, not a curated record
AUAAAUUCACCCCUUCCCUUCACUCAGUUCCUCACCCAAGACACGAGAACCUCUCUAGCUUAAGCAUCCAGCCCAUCCUAUAGUUGUAGCCAUGGCUGACCCUUCUUAUUUCCAGAGCGCUCCUCUUAGCCAUGAGCCGUUGCGGCAUAAGGAAUUUCUCUUCCACGGCUUGUACAUGCAGCAGCGCCUCGAGGGGUCGCCAAGCCAGAACAUGAAUACAACAGUGAAUCCUAAUCUUCCUCUGCAGUUUGGCAACAUCGUUGCUAAUGACUGGACUAUCUAUGAUGGCCUCGGCACUGGUGCGAAGCUUGUUGCACGCGCUCAAGGCUCGCAUAUGGGGACUAGUGAAACCGAAGGAACCUGGUUCAUUUGUUUCAACAUAGUGUUCGUCGACGAGAGGUUUAAGGGUUCCAGCCUUAAGGUGCUUGGACAUUUUGAAGAUCCUGCGCACGGUGAAUGGGCAAUCCUCGGUGGGACGGGAGAGUUUGUCAAUGCACAAGGUGUUGUUAGCUUCAAAAAGGUCAUGGAGAUGGACAACGGGAAAACUACAGUCACGGAGCUUGAGAUCCGUGCCGCGUGCCUCAACUUCUCGCCGUCCCUGUCAGUGCCCGUAAAGAUGGGGCCAUGGGGCGGAAAGGGAGGUUUCGCGCAGGACAUGAUUGUAAAAAAAUCAGUCCGUCUAGAGAGCGUCACGAUCAACAGUGGUUCGCUCGUCUAUUCGCUUGCAUUUUCUUAUGUUGACAAUCAGGGGAAGAGGCACACAGAGGGUCCUUGGGGUGGCACUGGGGGCAAAAUCCAAACCAUCGAGCUUGGCCCUACCGAGUUUCUGAAGGAAGUAUCAGGGACCAUUGACACUGUUGUGCCUGCCCAACUCACUAUAUCUUCACUUGUUCUCGUCACCAACGUCAGAACAUAUGGGCCUUUUGGACCGGUGCGAGGACAACGUUUUAACUUAACCGUGCCAGAAAAUACAUGUGUUGUGGGCUUCUACGCCAAGUCUGGAGGUGCUCUUGAUUCAAUUGGCGUUUACUCCGGCCCCAUCCAAAAUUCCUAGUUUAAAAAGGAUCUGCCCACGUUUUUCAUCUCUAUAAAUUAUGAACUGCGAUGCAAGUUCCUUCUUAGCUGGCGCUAGUUCCACUAUUUUAUUCCAACAAUAAUAUGGCUGGGGUACACGUCCUCCCUACGCUAGUGAUCCAUAGUCAUUUUCGUUCGAGUUUACCUAAUGUUAGACUGAAUCUAAACUGCUUGCAAGUUCGCUGUCAGGCGUUACAAAUUCCACAAUGUAAUCAAAGGCAAAGGAGAGAUCAAUAUUUUGGUAAAUUACAGGGCAGAUUUAUAUGUUG